AUUUCUGGGAAAGAGAGAGAAAAAGAUACGUGUCUUUCUUUCAUUUCCCGCAUCGUCUCUUUGGGUGAGAAUGUCCGACGCGGUGCUGAAGAAGGGAGAUAGUAAUACCUUGAGUGAUAAGGAACACGAUGCUGCUGUUCUACCACCAGACCAGCCGUUAAAUGAAUUAACAUCACCAAGUUAUGCUGACAGUAACACAUUGAGUGUUAAGGAACUCGGUGCUUCUCCACCGCCACCACCGCCACCGGUACCGCCGCCUCCGACCUACAAGCCGUCAGCACAGGGUUUUGUUGAUAUAAAAUAUGAUUGGGCUCUGAGCGCUCUCUUUAGCUGUAUGGGGAGCUUCCUCCCCCCGGCCCCACCACUUGGGAGUCCAGUGGCCAUAAAAUUGCCUUCUACUCCUCAAGACGAGCUGAAGAACGAGUUACUGGAUGCUAUUCUUCUACCGGAACCCAAACCGGGCAAGCGGGCGGUAUAUAUACAGUCACCAACUCCAUCUAACAUGGAAUAUCGAAGAACCUUUCAUCAUCGGUACACUCCUUGUCCAACUUAUAGUCCCACUGCCCCUGGCGGUUACAAUUACUCUCAAUCUCAGGAUGCUAUGCACGCCAAGCCACUGCUCUUUGCUAAAAUCGCACUCCAUUGCUACAAUCUCGAAAAGGGGACACACUUUGAACGUUUGGGUCUGCCUCGAGCUUAUGACCAGACCUUAGAGGCAAGGGAUCCAGCACGCAAUUACACUUGCAGGUUUGAAACAAAUGUUCGGCUUGCCACUGAGAAUAAAGAUUGCUUCCAUGUUAUCACAACCUGCUGCAGGCCCUUGCCCCCACCUCCUCCUUCUGGGGAAGAUGUAUUCCAAUGUGGAUUUGACACACUCUCCGUGGAUGAGCUUUUCAAAGGCAACAUGCCCGAUUGGUUGCCUGAUGACUAUGCCACUAGUACGCUGCUGAUGCAAUACUACGAGAUGAAAGAAUCAGAGGUGGAACAAGCCAAAGAAUGGCUUCAUCUUUACGCUGAACUAGCCUUGUACACCAAGAAGCAGACGGAUCCGUUCAUGUUUGAGCGUUCAAAGCCCCUGGAGCUCGGAAAAGUUGUUGUGCAAACCAGAGGAGUUGUCGACUCUCUGAAAGAGGUUGAGCUGUUGGAUAAUGCAGUCUUUUUCAUAACCUUCAAAACAAGUUGCGGUGGUGUGUGGAAAGGUAUCAUCAGGAGGACAAGGGAUGAGAUUCCAGAGCAUCUAUCCCUUGAAGCCAAGUGCUUCAUGUGAUGUGAUAGUCUCUGAGGUUGACUAUGAGAGAAAUUAUAAACGUUUGUAGUUUUCUAUCUACGCUAGCAAGUAUAUCUUUUAAGUUGAUUUAACGCCUUGUGUAAUCGUAAUGUUGUCUUUUAAACUUUACUACUGGUAUUCCGGUGCUAGCGCCAGAUUCGUAUGUUUUGUUCUUACGUGAAUUUUACAAUUUAUUUAUGAUCUUCGUAAA
This is a messenger RNA of Brassica oleracea var. oleracea, 1478 nucleotides long. Its product is annotated as UPF0725 protein At2g20620-like. The transcript is spliced from 9 exons. The record is from RefSeq and is a predicted model, not a curated record. Bases 71 to 1267 code for a protein of 398 amino acids. Lineage: Eukaryota; Viridiplantae; Streptophyta; Magnoliopsida; Brassicales; Brassicaceae.